Molecule: messenger RNA, 2561 nt
Organism: Episyrphus balteatus (marmalade hoverfly)
Lineage: Eukaryota; Metazoa; Arthropoda; Insecta; Diptera; Syrphidae
Gene: spoon
Product: A-kinase anchor protein 1, mitochondrial
Exons: 6
Coding region: 561-2288 (575 amino acids)
Molecular function (GO): RNA binding
Source: RefSeq, a predicted model, not a curated record
AUAGCCGUGAGCAUUGUGAAUGCCAAAGUGUUAUCGUUUUCUUUUUCGAAAAAAACCUAACAUAAAAAAAAAACAUACGAACGCUGAUAACGAAUAUCCCUUCUUCAUCAAACUAUAAAUGUUAUCGAAUUCAACUGUCGGUUUACCUCAAAAAUAAUAUCGCAACAUAUUUGUCAAAGAAAACUCUUUAUUAAAUAAGAAGAAAAACGGAUUUCAUAAUCGAAUUCAACGCCGCUGUUCUAAAAAUAUUUUACUGUACACGAAAUAGAAUAAUUACGAGAUCAAAAAUAAGAACAAAAAUAAGAAAAAAAAAAUUAUCGAAGAGAAUAUGCGAUGCGUAUUUGGUGUAGCUCUGCCAAAAAAUUAAACAAAUUACAAAGCAUUUUGUUAAUUCAAUUAAACACAAUCUAAACUACAAUACCCAAAGCUUUUAUAAAAAUAAUAUUUAAACAAACGAAACGAAAUAUCUUAUUUAGUUUUUGGAUAAGAAAAACUUUACCUAAAGGACGCAGUUAUUUGAACUUUAUUCCUAAGCUGUAUCUAUUCAAAAUUCUUACAAAAUGGUAUCCAAUCGCCCAUUAUUAUACUUGUCACCCAUUGCAAUACUCAUCACUGGCCUCUUUUGGUUACGACGUCGAAAUAAAAAUCGUUGUGGGGACAUUGGCAAGGAUGAGAAGAAAAUCGAGUCCAAAAUAGAAGAACCCCAAUGCAUUGCGAAAAAUGCUGCACCAAAAAAAUCUGCAUCCAUGAAUAUAAACGGUACAAUUAAUACUUCCGAAAAUGAUGAUGACAAUCCAGCUACCAAAAUGUUUGGAAAAUCGGCCCCCAUCAAAAUAAUACAAAACAACAAUAGAUCUUCUCCUAGCAAACAAAUGCCAAUAGAUUCCGAAGUAUUGAGCACAAAGAUACAAGUUGCUGAAAACAAAACUUUACGUUCCAUUGACGAAGACUACGAGAACCUAUCGUCGCCAGUAGACCUACCCGAUUCAGUUCACAGACGCGUACCAUUCUAUGUGAGAGGUAAUUCUCGAACUAAAGAGGAACCAGUUGUAAUAAAAGCUUCGGCAAGUCCAAAAAUUUCACCAGAAAACUCAUUCCUUGAAAGCAAAUACACUGUCACAUCGGGUUGUGAGGAGAAUAAUAACAACAACCAAUCGCCUAAGAGUGUAAAGAGUAAUCAUAGCUGCCAAAGUGAAAAUAAGACAGAUUCAGGAAUAAAUGAACCAUCAGUGGAAGAGACAAAGUUCGAAGAUGAGGACAAGACCGAUUUACAGAGUGAUAAGAAACGUAACGCAGAUGCUUCUAGUCCAUCUUUGAGCUUAAGCAGUCUUCAAUCUGGUGAUUCGGGAAAAGGUUCCAGUCUGCCACGCUCUGAGGCGAAUCGCAAAAAAACCACAUAUGAAUUCAUCUUCCCAUGUGCCCUGGUUGGCCAAUUAAUCGGACGCAAGCGUAUGUUUAUCAACCAAAUAAAGGCUAAAACUUCAGCAGAUAUUGUCUUGCAAAAACAUCCGUUUACAUCAAAGGUUAAAAUUUGUGUCAUCGAAGGCACAGAGAAGGAAAUCAAUGCUGCUUUGGUACUCAUUCGUAAUCGUUUGCCAUUGAAGCAUUAUCCCAAUUUUACAAUGCAAAGAAUACAUUUUGCUCUACCACAAACUAUUGUUCCUCUGGCUACAGAAACUAGGUUAAACUUACAGUUGAAUCUUAUUGAAGGCAUUAAUAAUGAUGUUGUUGUGAGUGUUGUUAUUUCGGGAGCCCAUUUCUUCGUACAACAACCACUACAUCCCUCACAUCCAUCCUUGGCCGUUUUACAAAGGUGCCUAUAUGACAGCUAUAAUGCAUGUGAAGCACCAAUGCUUCCUGGAAUUGAACUGAACGCAGUUUGUGUGAUUUGCGUCAACAGCGUAUGGUAUCGAGUACAAAUCGUUGAAGUUGACGUUGAAGAUGAACAGCGUUGUAUAGUUAAGUUUUUGGACUUUGGAGGCUAUAUGAAUGUUCAUUUAAAUGAUCUUAGACAAAUCCGGGCAGAUUUUAUGGGAACACCAUUCCAAGCAACAGAAUGCAUACUGUCCAAUAUUCAACCAAUUGAUACGUGCUGGUCGCCAGAAGCAGCAGAUAUCUUAUGUAAACUUACUAAAGGUAUAGUCUUACAAGCACAAGUCGCUGGCUAUAAUAGUCACAAUAUACCGGAAAUAUAUUUAUUCGCUUGCUUAGGACCUAAUAACGUUAUAUUUAUCAAUAAGGAAUUAGUGGCUAGAAAUCUUGCAAAGUGGGUGGAAAUACACGACUGAUUUGAUUAAAACCUACUAUUAUCACCAUAAAAAAAAAAAAACCUAAUGCACGAUUACAUUGUUGAAGCCAUAAAUUUAGAAGAAAAACAAAAAAAAAUUACAAUAUUUAUGUAUUCUUAAAGUUUUACCAAUAAGAUAAUGUACUCAUGCUCGGUUCAUGAUUUAAUUUUGAGGCAGCAAUGUAUUGCUUCUUCCAAGCAAAUUUUAAGCAUUUUGUAUAUAGUUGAGAUCGUUUAAUGCUUGAAAAAAAAAAACAAAAAAAAAAAAAAACAA